Molecule: messenger RNA, 669 nt
Organism: Micromonas pusilla CCMP1545
Lineage: Eukaryota; Viridiplantae; Chlorophyta; Mamiellophyceae; Mamiellales; Mamiellaceae
Exons: 1
Coding region: 1-669 (222 amino acids)
Biological process (GO): regulation of transcription by RNA polymerase II
Cellular component (GO): mediator complex
Molecular function (GO): transcription coactivator activity
Source: RefSeq, a predicted model, not a curated record
AUGCACUGGCGGCAGCCCGCGGCGGCGCGGACGAUGCACGACUUCCUCGCGCUCGCCGCCGCGGUGCAAGCGCACGCGAACGUGACGGACGACAAGACGACGCGAUGGGCCGCGGAGGUGACGACGCGGAAGCGAUCGACCGAGGCGGACGCCCCCGGAAUGUUCCUCGCCCUCGGCGCGAAAGACGUCGCGGACGAGGUGCACUCGUGCGUCCUUCACCACGGCGAGUCGGGGAAGGAGCGCACCGUGCUCGUCCUGCGCGCGGAGAAGCGAUGCGUCGAGGGCGCGGUGCCGGUGAAGGAGUACCUCUCGCGAUGCCGGAAUCAUCGCGUGACGCACCGAUCGAAAAUCGAAGGCGUCGGGUUCAGCGCGGGGGACUUCGACGUUCGCGUUGGGCGCGUGGAGAACAUGCAAGGGAGCUACGCCGGCGCGGUGAUCGAGAUCGAGUACGUCCCGGUGACGGACGCCGCGCAGGCCGCGGUCGUGUUGGAGGAGUUCGCGGGAUAUCUGGCGGAGGCUGUCGCGGCGGCGGAGGAGAGACGCGGCCUGGGGGGGGGAACGCUCGCGCCGACGCCCGAGGCGCUGACGCGAUCGUACGGGUUAGACGGCGCCCUGUUCGAGGACGCGCAUCUCGCGGUGACGUACGUGCACGCGGUGACGAACAUGUAG